AUGCGCUCAAAAUACAAUUUGUUUAUCGCCGUUGAAUUAUUUUCCGUCCUUACGAGGAUUGACGGCUCAAAAUUGAAAAAUGCGACGAGGACGGACUUGGAAUUUUGCAAAGUCUCGCAAUUUGGGACUGAAUAUCGGGGGAGGACUUACGAGACUUCCGGAGGAAUCAGGUGUCAAUUUUGGCAUGGGGAAGAUCAACUCCACGACGUCAAUCCCGCGUUGAAGGACGGGGAUUUUCCGGAGCAAUCGAUGCGUUUCGCGAAAAAUUAUUGUAGAAAUCCGACAGGAGAUGCCAGAGGUCCUUGGUGCUACACCACAGAUCCUAGUUUAAUCGACGACGAGUGCGGUAUUCCCCUCUGCAAUUUCGGUGAAUGUAGAAUCACCGGUGGUGGUGCAGAGUACGGUGGAAGCCGAGAGACAUCAUCCUCUGGGAGAAAAUGCAAGUCCUGGAAUAAGCGGUACAAAACGGUGAAUGGGAAGACUGAGAAGUUUUCGAAUCGUAAUUAUCCGGAGUCCUCCAAAGAAAAAGCGAAGAAUUACUGCAGAAAUCCUGAUGACAAUCCUGGGGGGCCUUGGUGCUACGUCGAGGAGGAGGAUUAUGAGCUCGUUGAGAGGGAAUACUGCGACGUGCCCUUCUGCGAUGACAGGGACUGCCUGGUGUACACCAGGAAUUCGUCGACGUAUUCGACGAUUACUUCGAUGAAUUCGACUGCUGGGAACAUGACGAUUUGGGUGAAGCUGUGGGACCCUGAUGAUGAAAUCAAGGGUGAAGCUCGAUUAUUCCUCAGUCUCUUGCCCAUCCCCACAUCUCCAAAAAUCCUCGCGGACGACUGGCGUGCGGGUAGUGAUCUCCUGAUAUCAAAUUCGGGAUCUGGUCAAAUUCACCCCGGGUUCGAAGAUGACGAUGAUCUAGAGCCAACUCCCAGCAUCCUCCGGAGCACCAACUGGACGGGAUUGUCCGUGACCUGGGGCGGUGGUUUUAUUUCUGUGAGCCUCCUGGGCUCGGUGAAACCCAUAUUUAUCGACGAAUAUGGAAAGAAGAAUACCAUCUCCGGCCUCUACGAGAACAGUUUCUUUUAUUAUGGGUUGAUGGGGACUGGUGUCUUGUGGAGCACCGACUACUGCCUCCAAUCCUGCGAAAUUCAUACGACUUAUGGUAUGGAUUUCCAGAGGAUCUGGCCCUUUCAGCGGAGCAAUACAACGUAUGACAUCGCCUUCGAGAAUAGUCAGUUAUUGACUUUAAGCUACCAGGAGUCGGAGAAAUCCGGGAAGCAGCAAUUGACUGAAGUGUCUAGUUCAAAUCUCUUGGACUUCUGGAUUUGGAAGCAUUUUACCAUUUCGAUCUUCGGCCCUCACUUGCGUUUAUUUUCUGAGAAGCAUUACGGAAAUGAAGAGAUUCUUUACGCGAAGGAGCAUGUCUUCAGCACCCUCAGGUGGUUCAGCAUCGGGUCAGAAGAUGUGAUCGCCCAUUGGGCCCUAUAUUGUGCACCUGGAGAGGAUGAUGCUGUGGAGGUGCCCUCGCCUCCCAACUGUCUGUCCAAUCCCCGAGAUUAUUUGUAUCAGGGAACGCAGUGGAUCAGUGAAGAAGGUGAACCCUGCGUUCCCUGGAUUUCCAAGGAUGCCUCAAACAAAUGCCGCAAUCCAGGUCACGAUCCCAAAGGGCCGUAUUGUUACACCAAAUCGUCUUCGGGGUUGAAGAAGAAAUACUGCUCCAUUCGCGGAUGCAGAUCUUCGGAAUGCAGAACCGCGGGGACCGCUAAUGACUACAUCGGAACCCUUUCUGUCACGAGAUCAGGUCGCACCUGCGCCGUCUGGGUGGUUGAUGAAGACGAGGGUGGAUAUCUUCCUGGAGGGCCAUCUUCCCUCGGAAAAAUUCAAAAACGAAAGCGAAAUGUUAAUGAUUAUGAAGAUGAUGAUAGGUUGAUAACUCUGGCGUCUUAUCCUGAUGAUCUUCCUGAGAUAAAGUCAUCGUCAACAGGCAGGUCCACUCCUUCAAAGGGAAGCCCGGAUAACGGCGAAGACUAUGAAGAUGAUAACGUGCUGAUAACCAUGCCAAAAUAUCUUGACGGUCUUCCGGAAAAGUCGUCUUCAUCAACAGAGAAGACAACUCCUUCAACUCGAAAGACGACUGUAAAGGAAACAACAACAAAACGAAGUGGAAAUUUUGAGGAAGACUAUGAGGAUGAUAAUGUAUUGAUAACAAUGCCGCAAUUUCUCAAUGAUCUUCCGGAAAAGUCGUCUUCAUCGACAGAGAAGAGAAUUCCUUCGACUCAGAGGACAACUAUAAAAAAAACAACCACAGGACGAAGUAAAAAUCUUGAGGAAGACUAUGAAGAUGAUGAUGUGUUGAUAACAAUGCCGCAAUUUCUUAAUGAUCUCCCGGAAAAGUCGUCUUCAUCAACAGAGAAGACAACUUCUUCAAAGAAGACAAUUCCUUCAACUCAGAGGACGACUAUAAAAGAAACAACCACAGGACGAAGUAAAAAUCUUGAGGAAGACUAUGAAGAUAAUGAUGUGUUGAUAACAAUGCCGCAAUUUCUUAAUGAUCUCCCGGAAAAAUCAUCUUCAACAACAGAGAGGACAAUUCCUUCAACUCAAAAGACAACUCUCCAAGAGACGACAGCAGAAAGAACAACAGAAACAACAACAAAGAUCUCUCCAACCUCUACGACACUAAAGCAAACGACAAAAACGACAACAAAAGCUCCCUUGACUUCAACAACAACAGAAUCACCAACAGAAACAACAAUAAAACCAACAACAAAAUCAUUCACGACGCCCAGUAGUAAAAAUGAGUACGCGAGACGUCCAAAUGACGGAAUCCCUCGUGAACAUUUCAAUGAAACCCUCUUCCCCGAGCAAAAUGCCAGAAAUGCCAGCAAUUACUGUCGUGAUCCCUCCCGAAAUAUCGCCGGUGCCUGGUGCUACACCACUGAUCCAGAUGUUCCCCAGGAUCUCUGCGACGUACCCGAUUGCGAUAAAUCCGACGAUUGCAUUUCACUCGUGAAGGGACAGGAGUCAAAACGCAAGUUCUAUAUUUUUCCUGAACAUCGCUCCGAGGGCCUGCGCUUCGCCCUGAAGGCAUGGGAGCCAGACAAUCCGGAUUCCAUAACUUUUACAUUCAGCGCUGAAGAUGGGAUCAGGGCGAGGUACAUCCUCAAGGUCGGGGCCAUGAAUAACGAGAAGGUUUUGCUUUAUCGACAGCUGGGGGAAAAAAGUGUUGAGCUGCUGAAGAAGAAGACGCUCCCUCAUUUGUUGUAUUUAGGAAAAUGGAGCAGUUUUGUUAUAAAAAUACCUCGGGGAAAAAUUCAGGUCUUCUACGAGGAGUCCCCGAAUGCUCUCUUCGAGUGGGAGGAUCCUGAGCCGGCGAAAGCAUUUCUUCCGGUCUAUUAUUCGUUUGCCAGUGAAUUGGGGAACACCAUAGGAGUCUCUUUCGAUUGUCUGUCUCAUAAUGCAAUUAAUUGUGAUUUUUUAAACAAUUCUCUUUCUUGGAUUGCUAUUAGGGUGCCUCGUGGAAAAUACAGAGACCGAGAGAUUUACGAGGAUAAUCCCGAUAAAAUCGAAGACCCAGAGGAUCGAGCUGAUGAUCAGGGCGAUGGGGACAUCGACGGGGACCCGAUAGACGGUGGCUGGUCAGAAUGGAGUCCGUGGGCGUGCAGUGCAAGUUGCAACGGUGGCGUCGGCACCAGGAAACGUCACUGCAAUAAUCCUGAGCCAAACGUCAAGGGUGAGCCGUGCAUGGGCCCCAGCGCAAUGACAGGAACAUGCAAUACUAUAUUGUGCGGGGACAUAACCGAGGAUACAGUAACGAUGAUAAAACGUCGGGCCCGUAGAAAUCACACGUCAUUGGUGAUAAAUGAGGGCCAGGGGAUCGUCAUCACCGCAGACUCCGACGUUAUCGACGCAAUCACACGGGAAUCCCCUGAUUCCGAAAUCAAUUGGUCCCACAAUGGCAUAUUCAUUCAUCCCGAUGAGCGGAGAGUGCAAAUAAUCGAUCACGAUAUUGUAAUAAAACGAAGUGAGGUGAAUGACUCGGGCGUCUACACCAUUACCCUCCACCGACUAGACGGAACUCAUAUGAUUUUAAAACUGGUGAGCCUCGGUGUACUUCCAGUGAGGACAAUCCUCACCCUCAGGGAGACCCUUCCCAUGACGGUUGUCUGUCGUUGCGUUGUCAUCGGGUACCAGUACAACGACCUGAGGAUCACCUGGAGCAUCAACAACAGGAUGUGGAAGGAUUACGGAAUUACCCAUCCGAUUUCCGUUAAUGUCGAUCAAAUUCCAGCGGUUAAUAAGACACACAGGGGUCUCUGGAGGUGUGUUGUUAGACAGGACGACCUGGGAUUCACCUGGACGACAAAUUCUAUUUUUGUUAAUGUCAUUGGACCGCCGAAUUGGAGGACACAUCUGAUGGAGGAUAGACUCACUAGACCCAUAUUUGGGUGGAUGCCCAGUGAGCAAUUUGUCGCAGCUAGUGCUUUUGUCAUUUUUUUUUUACUCACCGCCUCCAUCAUCUCCGGGACGAUCGUCUAUCUGAGGUUCCAGAGGAGUCUGGAAGGGGCGAUGUCUUCGGCGACUGAGAGCCAGAGGAGGCUGAACAUCAGGACGGAGAAGACUCCCACCAGGAAGAAAGUCUUCGAUCGCUUCCAGAAUCUAUCGAUCAGGAAGACAAAGCGGGAAAGAGACCGGGAGAAAUUACUUCCGUCUUCUCAGGACGAAUGA
Molecule: messenger RNA, 4722 nt
Organism: Fopius arisanus
Lineage: Eukaryota; Metazoa; Arthropoda; Insecta; Hymenoptera; Braconidae
Source: RefSeq, a predicted model, not a curated record